Paramuricea clavata is the source of this 6759-nucleotide messenger RNA. NCBI's taxonomy places the organism in Eukaryota, Metazoa, Cnidaria, Anthozoa, Malacalcyonacea, Plexauridae. The record is from the annotation of a GenBank genome assembly.
AUGCACGAACGACGGGGUGCCGAAAGGGAAUAUACAUGCAAUAUUUGUGGUGAACUAUUCCAAAACAUAUUCCCAUUCCAAGCUCAUCAGCGUGAUGUCCAUGAAGUUGGUGGUGUAAAUCGGAAAUGGAAAAGGAACUGUAAAUCGGGUAGCUCAAUUAGGCAAGCUAAAAGAACGAGAACUGAUGGACCAGGUAUGUAUACUGAUUAUUAGGAGUAAUGUGACAACUUUGUAUUUAAACAAAUAUUUUUCCUCUUUCAAGAACCGCCAAGACCUUCGACGCCGGUUAACGAAGGUAAGAAAAUACAUAUGUUACUCCGUGUUUUCAGUUGCUAUGUAACGUUGCGAAGUUAACAGCACUAAUACGUUUUUUCCUGUCCAGUAGCGUCCACACAUACCGCCAUCAACGAAGGUAUAAUUCUUUAUUGUUAAAUCUCAAGAUUCAAUCAACCCACCAAACGACCUUGCUUCCUCACUCCACCGACAACAUAGGCGUGUCAUUCGUAUGAGACAAAGCCGAGGCAACCGACUACAAGAUUGGUAUAAUUAUCGUAUGAGCUCGUCGAACAUGGGUCAACUUGUUGAUGACCAAAACAACGUAUUCAAGCUUAAUUUAUCCUUUGGCUUCAUUCUUUUCAAUAACGAGAUUGAAGAGAUGCAGUACCAUCACUCUUCAAGCGAAUGACGCUCGGGUAUUUGACACCCCCUUCCAGAUUAGGAACCUCGAAAAUCUACAGCAAGUUCGCGAGGCUUUACAAAACAUCGACAUUCAUGAAUGGGCUCAGCAACAAAGACUAAACUCUAAAAUGGUCGUCAUGGAUUUCACCAAUGCUACGUUUUAUGUGACCAAACUUCGAGACCAUCCCAUAGGUCGCAGGAAUCGAUUUUUGCUGUACUGUAUCAUUGCAAGGACAGAUGGAGAAGAACAGCUUUACAGAGCACUUUAAUUCACUUUUCCAUAUGCUGUCCGCCUUCGUUGUUUCGUCCACUUUCGAGAAAACUGCAAAGCACAACUGAAGCAGUCAAUUAUUCCAGAGGCACAGCAAAAAGAAUUUCUUGCCGAUAUAUUCGGACGACGAUGCGCAGAUACGCGGGAAAAUGGUAUGAAAAUUCUUUGUUUUAGGCCACAAUUAUAUCGAUCAAAAUUUGGUCAGUCCAAAUUACUCUACUUUGACCGGAAUUAAAUGUACACCUUCAAAUUAACAGUGCAUUCUAGCAUAUUAUAUAUACCUGAUAUUACAUCAAACAUAAUGCAACUUUAACAAAUACAUUUUCGAAUGUAAGAAUGACUGGUUCUGCAAGAAAAGCCAGUGAGGUGAAAAAAACCCAAAGAGUUUCACAAAGGCAGGCAAAAAGGUGUAAGAGAGCAAGAAGCAAGAGAAAGGUGGUCCAUCCUAUGCCAGCAGAGCUUUCAAUGAGAAGCUACAUUGGGGCCAAAGCUAGCAAUAAAGCCUUGAUUUUUUUAAAACGUCUUGUACUUGUAUUUUACAAUUUAAAUUGUAGUGAAUAUAAAUUCCCAAAAACCUGAAGCUACUUUUUCCCUUCAUAGCCACCUGGUUCAAAUACAGAUUAGAACUAAAGCUGAUUCUCUUUUGACAGCUACGAAAUAUAACAAAAUUUGUUUUAUCAAUGUUCAAACUCGAUUUAUUAGCAGAUAACCAUGCCGAUAUCUUGGACAAAUGAACAUUUACUAACACUCCUAGUUCCGAUAAUUUGUUAUGUGCAAAAAAUAAAUUUGCAUCGUCCGCAAAUAUAUGAAAUUCAAAUAAAUCAGAACAGUUUCAGAAAUCAUUAAUAUAUUUGGGACUGACCAAGAAUAUUGUGGCAAAGCUAUAAGGAGAAAUAUAAGUCGGAACGUCAGAACAAAAAGGGAAAUCAAUAGUGCAAUCGAGAAUAUGCAGGAAGCGAUUUCUGCUGUACUGUAUCAUUGCAAGGACAGAUGGAGAAGAAGAGCUUUAUAGGGCACUUAAAUUCACUUUUCCAUAUGCUGUCCACCUUCGUUGUUUCAUCUACUUUCGAGAAAACUGCAAGGCACAACAGAAGCAGUCAAAUAUUCCAGAGGCACAGCAAAAAUAAUUUCUUGCCGAUAUAUUUGGACGACGAUGCGCAGAUACGCGGGAAAAUGGUAUGAAAAUUCUUUGUUUUAGGCCACAAUUAUACCGAUCAAAAUUUGGUCAGUCCAAAAUACUCUACUUUGAUCGGAAUUAAAUGUACACCUUCAAAUUAACAGUGCAUUCUAACAGCUUAUAUAUACCUGAUAUUACAUCAAACAUAAUGCGACUUUAACAAAUACUGUGAAUUGAUAUUUUCAGGUCUUGUAGACGCUAAAGAUGAGAAUGACUUAAGAAAUAAGUUAUUUAGUUGUAAAGAAGCUUGCAACAACGAAGAAGGGCGUUACCUACCACCGGGUCAAAAACCUAAAUUUUAUGAUUACAUCCUUAUACUGACCCUAAGAAGAGAUACAUGUUUUGCCCUAAGAAUGAAGAAUCUUGGUGCAAGUAUUGGAGAACAAAAAAGGCUGCUGCAAAAGUACAUUAUCUGGAUCCAGUUUUCCUGGACUUUCUUUUACCAUUAUUCACCCGGCUUAGUAAGCGCUCAUUGUUUCUUUGGUGUUUGCCUGGAUAUUCCCAAAAUGAAAAUGAAAGCCUAAAUGGUAUUGUUUGGAGUAAAGCAUCCAAAGAUAAGCACAAAGGUCCUAACUUCAGCUUGACAGUGGUGCGAAAGCCUGCACGGUGUUAUGACCAUAGCGAAUAUACCACCCAAUGAGCAAGCAGUGAAAGCAGGAGAAAUCAAGGACAAGGUAAGAAUGACUGGUUCUGCAAGAAAAGCCAGUGAGGUGCAAAAAACAAACAAAAGAGAUUAACAAAGGCAGGCAAAACGUGUAAGAGAGCAAGAAGCAAGAGAAAGGGAAGGUGGUACAUACGUCCUAUGCCAUCGGAGCUUUCAAUGAAGAAGCUACAUUGGGGCCAAAGGCAGGAAUAAAGCCUUGAUUUUUUUUAAACGUUUUGUAUUUGUAUUUUCCAUUUUAAAUUGUAGGAAAUAUAAAUUCCCAAAAACCUUAAGCUACUUUUUUCCUUGACAGCCGCCUGGUUCAAAUGCAGUAAAGGUGAUUCUUUUUUGAGAGCUACGAAAUAUAACACAAUUUGUUUUUUCAAUGUUCAAACUAAAUUUAUUAGCAGCUAGCUAUGCCGAUAUCUUGGACAAAUGAACAUUUAUUGACACUUCUAGUUCCGAUAAUUUGUGAUGAGCAAAAAAUGUGUGAUGACUUAAGAAAUAAGUUAUUUAGUUGUAAAGAAGCCUAGAACAAGGAAGAAGGGCGUUACCUACCACCGGGUCAAAAACCUAAAAUUUAUGAUUACAUCCUUAUACUGACCCUAAGAAGAGACAUAUGUUUUGUCCGAAGAAUGAAGAAUCUUGGUGCAAGUAUUGGAGAACAAAAGAGGUUGCUGCAAAAGUACAUUAACUGGAUCCAGUUUUCCUGGACUGUCUUUUACCAUUAUUAACCCGGCUUCCCUGGAUAUUCCCAAAAUCAAAAUGAAAGCCUAAAUGGUAUUAUUUGGAGUAAAGCACCCAAACAUAAGUACAAAGUCCUAACUUCAGUUUGACAGUGGUGCGAAAGCCUACACGGUGUUUUGACCAUAGCGAAGAUACCACAGAAUGAGCAAACAGUGAAAGCAGGAGAAAUCAAGGACAAGAUAAGAAUGACUGGCUCUGCAAGAAAAGCCAGUGAGGUGCAAAAAAAACACAAAAGAGUUGCACAAAGGCAGGCAAAACGUGUAAGAGAGCAAGAAGCAAGAGAAAGGGAAGGUGGUCCAUUCUAUGCCAGCGGAGCAUUCAAUGAGAAGCUACAUUGGGGCCAAAGCCAUCAAUAAAGCCUUGAUUUUUUUAAAACGUUUUGUAUUUGUAUUUUCCAAUUUAAAUUGUAGGGAAUAUAAAUGCCCAAAAACCUUAAGCUACUUUUUCCUUGAUAGCCACCUGGUUCAAAUGCAGAUUAGGACUAAAGCUGACUCUUUUUUGAGAGCUACGAAAUAUAACAAAAUUUGUUUUUUCAAUCUUCAAACUGAAUUUAUUAGCAGCUAUGUACUGUAUGCCGAUAUCUUGGACAAAUGAACAUUUAUUAACACUUCUACUGUAGUUCCGAUAAUUUGUGAUGAGCAAAAAAUAAAUUUGCAUCGUCCGCAAAUAUAUGAAAUUCAAAUAAAUCAGAACAGUUUUAGAAAUCAUUAAUAUAUCUGGGACUGACCAAGAAUAUUAUGGCAAAGCUAUAAGGAGAAAUAUAAGUCGGAACGUCAGAACAAAAAGGGAAAUCAAUAGUGCAAUCGAGAAGAUGCAGGAAGCGAUUUUUGCUGUAUUGUAUCAUUGCAAGGACAGAUGGAGAAGAAGAGCUUUAUAGCGCACUUAAAUUAACUUUUCCAUAUGCUGCCCACCUUCGUUGUUUCAUCCACUUUCGAGAAAACUGCAAGGCACAACAGAAGCAGACAAAUAUUCCAGAGGCACAGCAAAAAUAAUUUCUUGCCGAUAUAUUUGGACGAUGAGUUGGAGAUACGUGGGAAAAUGGUAUGCAAAUUAUUUAUUUUAGGCAACAAUUACAUCGAUCAAAAUUUGGUCAGUCCCAAUUACUCUACCGUGAUCGGAAUUAAAUGUACAUCUUCGAAUUAACAGUGCAUUAUAGCAUAUUAUAUAUACCUGAUAUUACAUCAAACAUAAUGCGACUUUAACAAAUAAUGUGAAUUGAUAUUUUCAGGUCUUGUAGGGGCUAAAGAUGAGAAUGACUUAAGAAAUAAGUUACUUAGUUGUAAAGAAGCUUGGAACAAGGAAGAAAGCCGUAACCUUCCACCGGGUCAAAAACCUAAAUUUUAUGACUACAUCCUUAUACUGAACCUAAGAAAAGAGAAAUGUUUUGCCCUAAGAAUGAAGAAUCUUGGUGCAAGUAUUGGAGAACAAAAAAGAGGAUGCUGCAAAAGUACAUUAACUGGAUCCAGUUUUCCUGGACUUUCUUUUACCAUUAUUCACCCGGCUUAGUAAGCCCUCAUUGCUUCUUCGGUGUUUGCCUGGAUAUUCCCAAAAUCAAAAUGAAAGCCUAAAUGGUAUUGUUUGGAGUAAAGCAUCCAAACAUAAGUACAAGGUACAGGUACAGAUAUUUCACAGCACACUCCCUAACAGGGCUUUUUAGUGACUGGUUACAUUAUGAAUAGAUAGAUAGAACCAGACUGACGUGAAGCAGACCGAGGUAGACUUUGAGCUUACAAAUGGCGCUUGAGCAGCCGCUAUUAGUCCAUACCUCAUUAAUGAUCUGCCUCCAGACCUAUCCUAUGUGCCUAACCCACCCUGUCAACCUUCCCCUUCAGUUUGACAGUGGUGCGAAAGCCUACACGGCGUUAUGAUCUUAGCCAAGAUACCACCCAAUGAGCAAACAGUCAAAGCAGGAGAAAUCAAGGACAAGGUAAGAAUGACUGGUUCUGCAAGAAAAGCCAGUGAGGUGCAAAAAAAACCAAAAGAGUCUCACAAAGGCAGGCAAAACUUGUAAGAGAGCAAGAAGCAAGAGAAAGGGACGGUGGUACGUCCUAUGCCAUCGGAGCUUUCAAUGAAGAAGCUACUACAUUGGGGCCAAAGCCAGCAAUAAAGCCUUGAUUUUUUUAAACGUUUCGUAUUUGUAUUUUCCAUUUUAAAUUGUAGGGAAUAUAAAUUCCCAAAAACCUUAAGCUACCUUUUCCUUGACAGCCACCUAGUUCAAAUGCAGAUUAGGACUAAAGCUGAUUCUUUUUUCAGAGCUACGAAAUAUAACACAAUUUGUUUUUUCAAUGUUCAAACUGAAUUUAUUAGCAGCUAACUAUGCCGAUAUCUUGGACAAAUGAACAUUUACUAACACUUCUAGUUCCGAUAAUUUGUUAUGUGCAAAAAAUAAAUUUGCAUCGUCCGCAAAUAUAUGAAAUUCAAAUAAACCAGAACAGUUUCAGAAAUCAUUUGGGACUGACCAAGAAUAUUAUGGCAAAGCUAUAAGGAGAAAUAUAAUUCGGAAUGUCAGAACAGAAAGGGAAAUCAAUAGUGCAAUCGAGAAUAUGCAGGAAGCGAUUUUUGCUGUACUGCAUCAUUGUAAGGACAGAUGGAGAAGAAGAGCUUAAUAGGGUACUUAAAUUCCCUUUUCCAUAUGGUGUUCACCUUCGUUGUUUCAUCCACUUUCGAGAGAACUGCAAGGCACAACUGAAGCAGACAAAUAUUCCAGAGGCACAGCAAAAAGAAUUUCUUGCCGAUAUAUUUGGACGAUGAGUUGGAGAUACGUGGGAAAAUGGUAUGCAAAUUAUUUAUUUUAGGCAACAAUUAUAUCGAUCAAAAUUUGGUCAGUGCAAAUUACUCUACUGUAAUCGGUAUUAAAUGUACACCUUCAAAUUAACAGUACAUUCUAGUAUAUUAUAUACAGUAUACCUGAUAUUACAUAAAACAUAAUGCAACUUGAACAAAUACUGUGAAUUGACAUUUUCAGGUCUUGUAGACGCUAAAGAUGAGAAUGACUUAAGAAAUAAGUUAUUUAGUUGUAAAGAAGCUUGGAACAAGGAAGAAGGGCGUUACCUUCCACCGGGUCAAAAACCUAAAUUUUAUGACUACAUCCUUAUACUGACCCUAAGAAGAGACACAUGUUUUGUCCUAAGAAUGAAGAAUCUUGGUACAAGUAUUGGAGAACAAAAAAGAGGAUGCUGCAAAAGUACAUUACCUGGAUCCAGUUUUCCUGGACUUUCUUUUACCAUUAUUCACCCGGCUUAG